Drosophila bipectinata is the source of this 1543-nucleotide messenger RNA. Its product is annotated as protein phosphatase 1 regulatory subunit 21. The record is from RefSeq and is a predicted model, not a curated record. NCBI's taxonomy places the organism in Eukaryota, Metazoa, Arthropoda, Insecta, Diptera, Drosophilidae. Gene Ontology annotation, cellular component: membrane; early endosome.
UAAAUUUCCCUGAUAUGGCAGCACUGUCAUGGUACGUGGGUAUGGACAAUAUCUCUGUUUUGGAACAACUAAAUUAAGAAGUAUUAAGUAUUAGCGGCGUAAGAACUGCAUCCCAGAGGACCACUGACUGCUGAAUGGCAGAAAAACCUGUGGCCAUGGAGGGCACCGUGCCGGAGGCCAAGUACCAGCUACUGGCCAGUGAAUACUCAAAGUUGCGGGCACAUGCGACUGUGUUGCGAAAGGCGGUGAAGAAGGCUCAGGAGGAUCAGGAAAAGGAAAUUGGACUGAAAGAGCAACUGCAGCAAUGCAACACUGCCUUGCGGCGCUCGGAGCAGGAAGUGGACUCUCUGGGAUUCCGCAACAAGCAGCUGGAGUCGCGGGUCUUUCAAUUGCAACAAGAAAUCUCAGCGCACGAGCAGCGCAAAAAAAAAGAAAAGGAUACGGGUAACCGGCGUGGUUUACUAAUGGGUAGCUCCCAGAAUCGGCCAGAUGCACUUGGGGACGCCUCGGCAAACUCACAUACCGAGGCAAACGCCGCCCAGGAAGCGCUCAUCUUUGAGGAGCUUCAAAAGAAAAUUAUGGAGAAUGCGCAGCUGACCUCAUUGGUUGACGAUAAGGAGCGGGAUCUGCUGUUGCACACGGAGCGCAUUGCGUCACUCGAACAAAAGCUUGAAAAACGCAUCAGCGACCAAAGCGAGAUGGAAAAACGACUGCGGAAGGAGAUGGAGACACUGCAGCAGCGCAACGGCGAACUGGAAACCAAACUCGUAGAUGCGGCUAGCAUGCUUGGCAGCGAGGACACCUUGAGUGCCACAGGCAGCGACACUACUCCCUUCCACAAUCUUCAACAGCCAACGAACAGUACUCAGCACAGUUCAGAGGAUCGGAUUGCGCAGCUUGAAAAGGAGGUGGUACACUGGAGGGCUCAACUUGAAAUGGCCAAAACGUACCAAGCAUUCGUCUCGAACCCCAAGGAUCUCAUCACGUGCAGUUGCAGCACGGCUGCAGCGGGCGUGACAGUUCGGCCAGCGGAACCAGAGUCCAAGGGAAGUCAGCGGGCGCGGGACUCGUUGCAGGAGCCACCGGAGCCUCCUUCUAAAGACCAGCUUAUCUACAGUAUGUUUAGCAAAAAGUUUGAGGAUUUGCUGCGACUUAAAGCGCAAGCGGAGUCGAAGCUACGAUCCUAUGAGCUGGAGGUGCAACACCUACAAAAUUGCUUGGAAAAUGCUACGCAUGAACUGAAGGCCAAAGAGGAUCAACUGGCUAGCUUGGGCGGAGCCCUGCAAAUGCUCGAAGAGGAGUUGACCACAACUCGCAUCAAUUACGAAGAGCAAAUCAGCGUUCUUACCGAGCAAGUUAUCAGCCUUAGCGAUCAACUGGCUGCCUGCAAAUGAUUUGGACUGUGUGAAAGUAUGGAGCGAUUGUGCCCUGCUGCUUUGCUGUACAUUAGUGUAUAAUAACUAACAAAUCAUGUUUUGUUGACGUGUAUAUAACUGAACAUUCUAUGUGUAUUAAAUAAUUCGCUAAAAUUUAAACCAUUUAA